Molecule: messenger RNA, 1229 nt
Organism: Branchiostoma floridae (Florida lancelet)
Lineage: Eukaryota; Metazoa; Chordata; Leptocardii; Amphioxiformes; Branchiostomatidae
Product: zinc finger protein 678-like
Exons: 2
Coding region: 63-1229 (388 amino acids)
Biological process (GO): central nervous system development; regulation of transcription by RNA polymerase II
Cellular component (GO): nucleus
Molecular function (GO): DNA-binding transcription factor activity, RNA polymerase II-specific; RNA polymerase II cis-regulatory region sequence-specific DNA binding
Source: RefSeq, a predicted model, not a curated record
CAGAGAAAACACUGUGAAGUACUUGGAACAUCAGCAUAUCUUGGAUCUGGCAUUUGACCAACAUGGCGACUAAAACCGGAUCUCGUCUGAAACAAGGUAAAGGACAAGAUUCUCCCCGUACCCACAAGUGCAGCCAUUGCGACAAGGAGUUUUGCUGGAAGAGUAAGCUCAAAGUACACAUGCGAACUCACACCGGUGAGAGACCAUACCAGUGUAAUGAAUGCGGGAAACGGUUUAGCCAAGCGGCAACUCUGACGAAACACAUUCGGACACACACGGAUGAGAAACCAUACCAUUGCGAGCAGUGCAGUCGAAAGUUCCGUCGACUUGACGUUCUAAGGAUACACAUAAGGACUCACACCGGUGAGAGACCAUACAGUUGUGAGGAGUGCAAUCAAAGCUUCACACAGCUGGGAGACCUAAGGAAGCAUGUGAGGACUCACACGGGUGAGAAACCACACCGAUGUGAGCAAUGCAGCAAGCAGUUCAGUGAGCUGACCUAUCUGAAGUUACACAUGCGAACUCACAGCGGGGAGAAACCGUACAAGUGCAAACAUUGCAAUAAAUGCUUCACUCAGUGGACUCACCUAAAUACUCACCUGCGGACUCACACAGGGGAAAUCCCGUACAAGUGUGAGGAGUGCAGCAAGCAGUUCACUACACUGUCAGUUUUAAAGAAACACAUACGGACUCACACAGGUGAGAAACCGUACAGUUGUGAGGAGUGCAGAAAGCAGUUCAUUGGGAUAUCAGAAUUAAAGAGUCACAUGCGCACUCACACUGGUGAAAAGCCGUACAAGUGUGAGGCAUGCAGCAAGCAGUUCAGUCAGAUGGAGAGCCUGAAGAGUCACAUGCGGACUCACACUGGUGAAAAACCUUACAGUUGUGAGGAGUGCAGCAAGCGAUUUAGUCAUCCGCAUCAUCUAAAAACUCACAUGCGCACUCACACGGGUGAGAAACCCUACAGGUGUGAGAAAUGCAGCAAGCGGUGUACUAUGCUGUCAGCUCUGAAGAGUCACAUGCGCACUCACACGGGUGAGAAACCCUACAGGUGUGAGGCAUGCAGCAAGCGGUUUAGUGAGCUGCAUCAUCUCAAGCAACACAUCCGGACUCACACCGGUGAGAAACCCUACACGUGCAAGGAAUGCAGUAGGCAGUUCAAACAGUUAUCCAGUCUGAAGAGUCACAUGGGGACUCACAAGUUGGUAAGAAACUGUAAAGCAGUUUAG